Molecule: messenger RNA, 861 nt
Organism: Corylus avellana
Lineage: Eukaryota; Viridiplantae; Streptophyta; Magnoliopsida; Fagales; Betulaceae
Source: RefSeq, a predicted model, not a curated record
GUACCAAAUAGCUUCUCACUCUCAGAAUCUAAAAUACGAAAGAAAUUUCGAAAUUUCGAAAAAUGAAAAUCCUGAGCCAACUUUUUCCGAUCAUCUUCUUCGUAAUCUAGAGCAGCCGUUGGGGGUUUGGUUACGGUACACCAUGCCCACAUAACAAUUGCUGUAGCCGUCACCUCCUCUAUCCACAGCCGUUGGAUCGUGUGAAUGGGAUCGUCAUCGGCGUUCAUCCUGAUCUGCCUGCUACACUGUCUGAUCGCGGUGACUUGCGGGUCCCUGAUGAUGUUCUACAUGAAGGAUGUGUACAAGCUGGGGCACGGGAUCGAGACGACGACGAAGCUGCUGGGGUCCACGCCACACGACCAGCUUCUGAUCCGGACCUCCGACUCCUUCUCGGGCUUGCUCAUGUUCGCGAUCGGGUUCCUCCUCUUCAUGGUGGCCUUCGUCAGGGACCGAGACUUCCAGGCCUUCUUCGCCAAGGGGUGCACGUUUCUCCAUGUUUCCAUGGCCAUGUGGCGCGUCUACUUCGAGAGCAGGGUUGAGGAUCUCGCCUGGGAUUCGCUCAGGCAGACAGUUGGCGACAUCCUAUUGGCUACCUCGUGGGUGUCUUUUCUUGUUUACUCCUGGAGAGAGAAGUACGAUUAGGCCCCUGGCUUCUCUCCUUAAUUACGAUUCUCUCUUUUUUUUUUUUUUUUUUUUUUUUUGUCGUAAAUUUUGUUUUAUUAUAUUGGGUAUCUCUAAUAGUAUAAUGGAAUACUCGUCUUUGUAAAUCUCUUCAUCUUGAAUUAAUAACGGUGAAGAUUUUGUGAAUUAAUUAAGUAAAGAUAGUGCAAUUGGGUGUGUUGUUAAUUAGUAUUUGGGGUG